GGUCGCGGUUUAGUCGCGGUUUAGUCGCGGUUCAGUCGCGGUUUUCGCUCCACGCAUAUUUAUUUUCCUCGCUUCCCAUCCGCAGGGCCGCAUGGAAUAUCUGGUCAAAUGGAAGGGCUGGUCGCAGAAGUACAGCACUUGGGAGCCCGAGGAGAACAUCCUGGAUGCGCGGCUGCUCGCAGCCUUCGAGGAGAGCUUUGGUUCUUUUAACACCUCUAGGGAGCGAGAAAUGGAGCUUUACGGGCCCAAAAAGCGAGGCCCCAAGCCCAAAACCUUCCUGCUAAAGGCCCAGGCAAAAGCCAAAGCCAAAACCUAUGAGUUCCGCAGUGACUCUUCCCGGGGGAUCCGGGUGCCGUAUCCUGGCAGGUCCCCCCAGGAGCUGGGCUCCACGUCCCGGGCUAGGGAAGGACUCAGAAACAUUGCCCUGGCCCCCCAGAGCAGCUCCAGCAGCAGCACCCCCAAGGCCGACGGCAUCCGGGAGCGGGUGAUCCGCGUGGAGGAGAAACCCGGAGACACCCCCAAAAAGAGAGGCCCGAAGCCCAGGAAGGAGCUUUACAAGGACCUUGCGGAGACUCUGGAUGCCUCCAAGAGGAAACUGGGGGAGCCGGGGGACAAGGUGGGGGACUACCUGAAGGCCAGGAAGAUGGAGGAGGCGGCGGCGGGGGCGGCCAAGUUCGGCUCGGGACACAGCGUGAUCCAGCUGGCCCGGCGGCAGGAGCCCGAGCUGCCCGGAGCCCUGGCCGGCCCCACCCGCGCCGAGGCGGGGCCCGAGAGCUUCCCCCCGCGCCUGGCCAAGCACCGGGCGGACUUGCUGGACCCCAAGGGGCAGGGGGGGCUGGACCCCGGCGGGCCCAAGCUGCUGCACGGCGCCGUCGGCCCGGGGGCCGUGGGCGGCCUGUACCGCGACGGCGUGGGGGGCCCGGCGGGGCGGCCCUCCCUCAUCGCCAGGAUCCCCGUCUCCAGGAUCCUGGGGGACCCCGAGGAGGAGUCCUGGAGCCCCUCGCUCAACAACCUGGAGAAGGUGGUGGUAACUGAUGUGACCUCUAACUUUUUGACCGUCACCAUCAAGGAGAGCAGCACGGACCAAGGAUUCUUUAAGGAGAAGCGAUGAGUUUGGUGGAGGUGGUGCUGGGGUUUUCUUCAGUCAGAUCCAGACAAAAGCUUGGUAGAGCUUGG
This is a messenger RNA of Ficedula albicollis (Collared flycatcher), 1176 nucleotides long. It is a transcript of the gene CBX8, whose product is annotated as chromobox 8. Bases 92 to 1111 code for a protein of 339 amino acids. Lineage: Eukaryota; Metazoa; Chordata; Aves; Passeriformes; Muscicapidae. The transcript has 4 exons. The record is from RefSeq and is a predicted model, not a curated record.